AGGUUUCCAUUCCCGGUUGAGCCUGGGAUCCUGCUGCGGAGGAAUGGCGGUGCCCUCGUCCCCUAAGCCCUCGGGAUGUGAAGGGUUAACGCAGGUGGCCGCGCAGAAGCCCCCAGCACCGCUAGAGGGACCGUCGCAGCGGCACCGCCGGGCUACUUCGCGGUCACGUGGGGGCGAGGGCGGGACCAAGCAAGAGGCCGACCAAUCGGCUGAGCUGCCGGUGGGCGUGCUAGCCAAUAGGAGCAAGGAGAGGGGUCCCGGGACUAGAAAGAAACGGCGGCCGAGAGGGGUCUACCGCGACCAUGGGGCUUCUGACCAUUCUGAAGAAGAUGAAGCAGAAAGAGCGGGAGCUGCGGUUGCUGAUGCUCGGCCUGGACAAUGCUGGCAAAACCACCAUCCUCAAGAAGUUCAAUGGGGAAGACAUCGACACCAUCUCCCCAACGCUGGGCUUCAACAUCAAGACCCUGGAGCACCGAGGAUUCAAGCUGAACAUCUGGGAUGUGGGCGGCCAGAAGUCCCUACGGUCCUACUGGCGGAAUUACUUUGAGAGCACCGACGGCCUCAUCUGGGUGGUGGACAGCGCCGACCGCCAGCGCAUGCAGGACUGCCAGCGGGAGCUCCAGAGCCUGCUGGUGGAGGAGCGCCUGGCUGGAGCGACUCUCCUCAUCUUUGCCAACAAGCAGGACCUGCCCGGAGCGCUGUCCUCGAACACCAUCCGCGAGGCCCUGGAGCUGGACUCCAUCCGCAGCCACCACUGGUGCAUCCAGGGCUGCAGCGCCGUCACCGGGGAGAACCUGCUGUCUGGCAUCGACUGGCUCCUGGACGACAUUUCCAGCCGCAUCUUCACGGCCGACUGAGUCGCUCCAGAUGCCCCCCAACCUCGAAGUCCAGGCCCCCGCAACCAGGCCCUCACCAAGCACCAUCCAUGGGGGGAUGGGCAUCAGCCAGCCCAAUUAACACUCCCCAUUCCCCUCUGUAACCUGCUGCUGCUACUGCUGCCCGCUGCUGCUCCAUGGCCAGCCAGCUCCCACGGCAGGAGGGCUGCCACCUUGGCUGUCACCCUGGCUCCUGACCUGGCCCGCCUGCAGCUGCCACACCAAGAGGAGAGGGCUGGGGCUGGGAGGGGGCUGCCUGUGUUGCUCUCAAGGCUGUGGGCCUCGUCCUUUGCUCAGCUGUGAGAAUAAACCAUUCUUUGCUCCA
Molecule: messenger RNA, 1200 nt
Organism: Ceratotherium simum simum (southern white rhinoceros)
Lineage: Eukaryota; Metazoa; Chordata; Mammalia; Perissodactyla; Rhinocerotidae
Gene: ARL2
Product: ARF like GTPase 2
Molecular function (GO): GTPase activity; GTP binding
Source: RefSeq, a predicted model, not a curated record